Molecule: messenger RNA, 3668 nt
Organism: Stegastes partitus (bicolor damselfish)
Lineage: Eukaryota; Metazoa; Chordata; Actinopteri; Pomacentridae
Gene: hap1
Product: huntingtin associated protein 1
Exons: 14
Coding region: 74-2410 (778 amino acids)
Biological process (GO): mitochondrion distribution; neurotrophin TRK receptor signaling pathway; anterograde axonal transport of mitochondrion
Cellular component (GO): mitochondrion; cytoplasmic vesicle; dendrite
Molecular function (GO): signaling receptor binding; myosin binding
Source: RefSeq, a predicted model, not a curated record
UGCCAGAGACAAAACUGGUGUGUCACAGCACAUCCGGCACACAGUAGAACCAGAAGGACAAGGGAUUUAACCCAUGGACAGAGACACGGAGAGCAGUUUUUCAUCAGUCACCAUGGAGGUGUGGAGCUCCUCAUCGUCUGAGGAGGAGGAAGAGGACAAGAGUGCAUCCAGUCUAGGCGAUGAAAUAGUGGAGGAGGAGAAGAAAUGCCACAACAGCAAUAACAAUAACAACAAUGACAGACUUUGCAGGGAGGUGACACAAGUGUUGUGCUCAGACAGAGUUGGCCAGGUCACCAAGACAUAUCAUGACAUUAAGGCAGUCACCCACCUGCUUGAGGAGAAAGAGCGGGAUCUAGAGUUGGCAGCGCGGAUUGGUCAGUCUCUCCUGAAGCAAAACCAAGAAGUAACAGCACGCAAUGAAAUGCUGGAUGAACAGCUUGAAAUUGCAAAUGAAGAGAUCGCUCAGCUUCGCCAUGAGCUCUCGAUGCGAGACGACCUCCUUCAGUUCUAUGCAAGCACCGAGGAGAUCGAGAACGCUCAAUCGCAAUCACCAAUCAAGAGGAAUGAAUCAUGCAGUUCUCUCAGCAACUUCGUCCACUACGACUUCCUGCAGCAGAAACUGAAGGGUUUAGAAGAGGAGAACCGCAAACUGAGAUUAGAGGCCACGGAGCUCUCAACAGAGACGUCUAACUAUGAGGAGCAAGAACAGGAGUUGAUGAUGGUGUGUGUGGAAGAGCUCUCGUCUGUCAAUAAGCAGGUGGUCGAUCUGUCAGAGGAGCUGGCACGGAAGGUUGAGGAUUCUCUCCGACAGCAGGAGGAGAUCAGCUCACUGCUCGCUCAGAUUGUUGACCUACAGGCUCGUUGCAAAGGGCUGACCCAUGAGAACGAGGAAGUGAACCAACAGCUGAGUGCCUCCCGUGAGAGCCAGCUGAAGCUGAAAUCAGAGCUCAAGGAUUUGCAGGACAAGUAUUCCCAGUGUGAAGACAUGCUGCAGGAGGCCAGAGAGGACAUUAAAAAUCUGCGAAACAAGAGCCUGCCCAACAGCACGGUGCAGCGGUACACUUCACUGGCCUCCGUCCUUCCCAUGGACUCUCUGGCAGCAGAAAUAGAAGGCACCUUCCGCAAAGGCCUGGACACCCCAGCUCCCUCCGAAUACAAGAACCACCCGUGGCGAGUGUUUGAAACAGUGAAGGUGGUGAACAAGGCUGGGAGGUUGCGGUCACGGUGCCACUCUCCAGGGCUGCCAGGCUCCAGCCCAGUGUCUGCACGUUCCAGCUGUACCAGCACCCCCAGAACCAGCUACUAUGGCUCUGAUAAUGCCAGCCUUACCUUGGAGGACAAGCCCAGCUCCAAUCAUGCACAAAAAGAAGACAACAGUGUUAGUGGGCCAAAACGUCUUGGUCAGCCAGGCACACCGGGAGGCCAAGACCUCGAGGCUGCCCUGCGCAACCUCUCUGCCCGCCAGCAGAACCACUCCUCUGAGCGGCCUUUCUUUGAUGUGGAGCGCGAACGUAAACUCCGUGCCUUGGCAGCAGACUGCGAGGAGGGCGAGGGCUCCAGUGGCUUCCUGACACCAAACGACAGCCUGGUCUCCAGCCCAGCAGCAUCGACGGGCACCAACUACUCCAAUGGCAGCUCACGACACUCCUGUGGCUCCUCGAGUGGAUCCAGGUCCUACCUGCCCGACCGUCUGCAGAUUGUCAAGCCUCUGGAAGGCUCAGUGACUCUGCACCAGUGGCAGCAGCUGGCCAGACCAAACCUGGGAGGCAUCCUGCACCCACGGCCGGGCGUCCUGACGAAAGACUUCAGGGAGCUCGAGGUCGACAUACAGCACGUCUACAGCCUGAACGACCUGGAGGAGGAUGAACCGGAUCUGUCACAGCUUUCUGGAGCUCAUGGAAUGGUCUCUCCGUCGGCUCACAACCUCCCUCAGACCUCUCCCACACAUACCAUUACCACCUGCCAAGUCCUUCAACCCUCCCUUCUCAUCCCCUCCUUCUCCACUAGCCUUCACUCUUUCGGCCUGCCAUCUUGUUGGAACUGUGAGCACGUGAACGUUUCACCUACUUCCCACCAGCAGCACUUUGGCCGGGGAGGUCGGACCACCACCACCACCACAAAUUUAACCCCUUCAUCACUGGGACUCCUGCAGCUGCUGCAAGAACGCGGCAUCUCAGCCUCUCCUCAUCCCCACCACAACCUGCACUACAGCCACAGUGUGACACCCCCAUGUUCCACAGUAAAAGACAAAGGUGGAACGGUCUCGGACAAAGAGGAAGGAAGGAUCGUUUUCAGUUUGAACUUGGUGGAGAAGCUUCAGAGUCUUGGGCUGCACAGAGUGGCAGCCUGGGGGAUGAUGGGCCGCGGUGGCAACGACAGAGAAGCAAUCAAACAUCCUCCUAAAGUGUGAUGUGCUCACUGUUUAUUCACCCCAGUGACUUUACAUUAAGCCAUGUGCAGUUCAGGGCCCACCACAGCACCCGUGUCUUGAAAACAAAAGCCACAGAAUGUGUUAGAGCCAUACUUUUGAGUUGUUGGUAGUGUACAGUACUAUCCUUUUUCUAUGAACUCAUGCACAUUCACUGUUAGUUUGCGUGUGAGACAUCGUCAUCUCAGGACGGCAACCUGAUCACCAAUCUGUUUGACUCACACAUUGCUUCUUUUUACACACAAGAAAAGGAACAUCAAGAAGGGAAAAAAAAACUUUUUAUACUGCGUUUUGUGGAUUUCAUUUUACAGCUUUCCUCAUCACUGGUUUUAAAAACCUCCUCACUUGUUAUUUUUUUAGUUUCCAAAGUGAAACAGCCACUAUGUGUAAAUAGCAUCAGUGUUGUUUAAAGUAUAUACAUAUAUAUAUAUAAAAUAAAUUGUGUGCAGUAAAUUACAGUUAGUUGAAACAACAAACCAAACCAAUUCUACCACACUGAGGAAAAUGCACUUAAAUACACUUCAGGUCUUCCUGCUUAUACACUGCUACAUUGAGAAAAGCAUGUUGUAUAUACGGUAGUCAAACAUACUGAUAAAGAAGCACUGCAAAGACUUCUGAUACAGCGACCAAGCUGAAUAAUGAUAAUAAUGUUCCUUUGGCUGUCUGCUCUGCUGUAUGUCACAUAGCGCUUGCAGCAUCACCUCUGAGCUGUUGAAAGUUCUGAAUUUGUAAACUUUACUCUGAGCCAAACCCUUCACCAAAACCAAAUCAGGUUUGCUUGUGCUGCAUCGAAGACAGUAAAUGGGAUGUUUUUGUAGCAACAUAUGUGCUAACUCACUGUCUGACUGAAUAUCUUUGUUUGGACAAAUCUGUAUAUCAUAGCAUCAGGAAUUUUUACACCUGCUGGGAUUUAAAUUUGAGCAAAAAUAAUCGUGCUGGGCAUUUAAAAUGAUUUCUCGUAUUUAUUAAAUACAAGUAGAGGAAAUGUCAACUAUUUAAGCAGCAUGUUUCUUUCUGAACGAUCGACUGUAGCAAAAAUACAAAAAGGCAUAGGAUACUGUGGAUUUAAAAGGGAAGAAAUCAUAAACACAGGUUAUAAUAAUUUGUGUUAAAUUGACUUAAAUCAACCAAACCACUGUUUCUCUGCACUACUGUUUGCUGUAGUUUGUGUUAGCAUCACAGCUGUAUAUGUCAGUGUGUAUAAAUUGUACCACCUGUGAAUAAAACUUUCCAUCCAGAA